AUGGCGGCCGGGGAGAGCGGGAGCACGAGGAACGCCUCAGACAGGAUGGAACACAAGGGGACACAGGCCACAUUGGCGAGGGAUGAAACGGACACCACACAUCUUGACUCCAUAACCAGCAACCUAGCCACUAAGCAGGACUUACAAACCCUCUUACUGAACAUACAGAAACUACUGACAGCGGACACAGCUGCAAUUAAAAAGGACGUUCAGCAGUUCACAGACCGCGUCAGUGCCACAGAGAAUGACAUACAAGAUAUCCGCACAGAGAUAUCAACCAUGCAAAACACCCUAAGCAAACUUCAGACCCCUAACCAGGUACUUACCUCACAAAUUUCAGCGCUAGAAGACCGCCACAGGCCUAAUAAUGUCAAGAUUCCGGGGCCUACAAAGCACCGGCCUACAUUAGCUGGGACACACUUCUUGGAGGUGCAGUACUUACUAGAGCCGACGAGAUACCUCCACAACCCCCACAGAGUCCCACAGCAAACCCGGUGGACAUGA
Molecule: messenger RNA, 504 nt
Organism: Pelobates cultripes (western spadefoot toad)
Lineage: Eukaryota; Metazoa; Chordata; Amphibia; Anura; Pelobatidae
Source: the annotation of a GenBank genome assembly